CACGCUCAUCCAUUCCAGGAGUGGGAGGGGCUGGUGAGAGCCGGGUGAGCCGAUGCAGUGGGCGUAUCGCUGGAGGAGUAGGCGGGGCCAGGCCGGCGGCGCAGGGAGCGAGGAGGAGACGGGAGACGGGAGACAACACUCUGUAACUCCGGUAUCUCCAUGUCCGGAGCUGCGGCCGUGUGAUCUGGCAGGAGCCCCCUGUGACCGAGGCAGGUUGUGACCACCAGCAUUGUACCACGGUGCUGCUCAUGACACGUGGACAUCCUCUGAGGUUAGUGGAGAGAAGAUUUCAUACCCAUCAUAGGAAAGGAUUCUUCACAGUAAGGGCAGUAAGGAUUUGGAAUUCUUUGCCAGACAAGGAAUCCCGUCCACCAAGGAUGUGUGCCGAACAGCAGAACUUGUGUCGGCAAUGACGUGACUGAUCCUUAGUCUUGCUGUCUGCUGUUACGUGUUGAGCCAUGAAGAGCCAGUCCAUCUGUAUCUGAUUAGUAUAUUUUGAUGACCCUGGGAAGGUGAAUGAUGAUCAGUCGUAUUUCGUUUUUGGAAGAAGACCAUUGCCCUUGUAUCGUUUUUGCGCAGGAUGAUUUUUAUAGUCCGGUUCCUGAUCAGAAUUGAUAUUAACAGCAGGACAAACUUACGAGGUAGCCCUGAAGGCCACCUCCGUCUGCAGGGUUGUCAUUAUGGAGGCAAUGAAGUUUUCUAACCUUAAAAACGUUUUCCCAUGUUGAGAAUAAAUAUGCUGUUUAAUGGGGAUACUAAACAGUUGAAACCUGCGUCUGCAAGGAGGAGGUCACAUACCCAAGAUGGCUCUUAUUAUGAUGUACCAAGUGAACCAGUUAUGCGGCGGAGUGGUUCUCAAGUUAGGCCACAUUCGCAUAGCCACAAAGCCUCACCGGUGAUAACAGAGGGCAAUCGGGUCCACCCGUACGGAUCAGGAAGCGAUGGCAAUCUCAGCUGCGGGGUCAUCCCACAGGAGCUGCAGUCAAGACUUCUCGAUCUGAAGGACUAUAAAUCUAGAACCUAUGCCAUCGAGGAACUUAAAUAUCUAAUCCAGGAUUGGGACUUUAGUUCAGUAUCGCACUCACAUAUGGUUGGGUUCAUCAGCUUUUUAUGCACGCUGCUAGAUGACAGUAACUUUACCGUUGUUCUGGUCACCUUGGACGUUCUUAAUUGCUUUGUAAUAAAUCUUGGUGAAAAUGUGAAGGAGUUCCUCAAACCUAUUAUAGCUGCGACGGUAAAACUGCUGGGAGAUGGGAAGAUUACCGUUAAGCAGGAGUACAUGAAAAUAUACAUGAGACUCAUGAAAGUGGCCGGGCCUUGCAAAGUGUUAACUGUACUUCUUGAAAACCUAAAACACAAGAACUCCAGAGUGAGGGAGGAAGUUGUAAACAUUUGUAUUGUGUCCUUGUUGACCUACCCAAGUGAAGACUUCAAUCUACCAUAUUUGGCCUGUGAAAUCGCACCCUGUUUAAUAGAUAGUAAGUGGAGAGUCCGUCAUGCGGCGUUGGAGGCUUUUGCUGUACUGGCUGUCUCAAUGGGCCCAGGGAAGAGCAGUCUUCUUAAGGCAGUGGAUGAAGUAGAGCUACAGGAGGAUGGCGAUGGAUUAAUGAUGGCUGUUCAGGCCAGGUUGGCACGUAAGACUCUACCCAGGAUUUCCCCCCAAGGCUUGGUAGAGUACGCUCUUCCAUUCCCGUCAUCUGCUCAGAUGAGAGGAACCUAUCAUGUGCCGGGCGCUGACACAGACUGGCUUUUGUCAGGGAAUAGAGCUCUCAGUAGACAGUCUAUGGCCUCUGAUCACAGUGGUAGAAGCAUGGUCCCUCACAUUGAUCCUGUAGCUCGCAGAAUGCUGAGCGCUGGGAAAGGAAAAAAUAAGUUCCCUUGGGAAAGUCAAGACCCAGGUGUUGUGGAUGUGUUUCCAGGAACUCCGACCUCUGAUCAGCUGCCCGCCACUGUUGAUGUUCCCCACAAACGCUAUGUGAAAACCCCAGAGGUUAAGACCAGAAACUCUUCUAUGAACCAGGCCUCUGCCAACAUCAGCCUCCACUCCGAGCCUUUGCCUGCGUUAUCUGGUAAGGAUGAGGCGCCAGUUCCACUUAAAGCUUCGAUUACGAGACUACCAUCAGGACGGAAAGAUCUCAAUAGGUCCAAACCUGUCCCUCCAAUCACCAAGGGGACCAAGUUUCCAGAAAUUAAUUCAGUACGAGACCGUUCCGUUUGGAGUGAUUCUUCGCCCGUGGAGAAGACCAGUGAUGAAGAGAAUAUUGCGAUUGACUUCUUGGAAUUAAGUCUGAGAGAUGAGGAUGAUCACGAAGAGAUGAUAAGUUCUCUUCGACACCUGCGGAACAGCGCUGCUAAAAAGAGAGCCAAAAUUAGCGGCAGUCUCUCUGACCUCGACAGCCCGGACUCCAUGAAAAUAGAUCUGAAUAUGGAUUCUCCGUUGUCAGCUCCUUCACCGAUCGAUGAUGGUUACAGUGAAAGUGGCGUCUACAGCCGGGAAUCCCUGACCUCACCGCUCUCUCCCACACCACAGCUGAAGAGAGUGCCUGAAGUGACUUCUGUUCCAAAGCCAAAGUUGCGCCCUUCUAGAGUACUGUCUGCACGAAAUAGGGAUGGUGUGAAAAAGCCAGAUAGUCUCCCACAAGGAUCCCCGGCCAGGGAAAAACCAGUGACCGUUAUUGGACAGCGGAUGAAUUACAGGAAUGGCACCGCGGACGCUGAGGAGGAUUCUCCCAAAGAGAUUACUCCUACUGUUACGAGACGUCCAUCCAAGGACUUGCAGAAACCAUCGAGGCCCAUGAAAGGGAUAACCGGAUCAGCCACGAAUUUCCAGCAGAUUUACAACCAUGACUUUGAUGUGACCAAUCCCUUGUCGGAGGAUUCUGUGGCUGUAAUUGGGAAAGGUGUGUUUGAAACAUCCCCCUCUGCCUUCCAAUCACACAGUCAGUCUUCCUUCUCCAUGCCGGAGGAUUCUAGUCCGGUGAAGCAGAACAUUCAGCCCCCGACUGGUGUCUAUGGCAGAGCAGUACAGCAGAGCAGUCCUGCCGUAGAAAGUGAUGUUAGUGUCAUGAUGUGCACAUCGGCCCGAGAGAAGAUGAGGCAGAAGAGAGAACACAGCCUGAAAGAGCUGACAGAGUGCAGAGAUCCGGAGCGGAAAGAGAGACUUUCUCAGACGGAUCCGAGCCCUGUGUGCAGAGAAUCUCGGAGACCGCGCUCAGACUGCGUGGAGAUUGCAGACAUUAAGCCACCGACCCUCAAGAGGGCUUCCAGCAUAAAGAGAUCCUCAGCACCACGAAGCUCAUUCAAAGACCGAUCCUCCGCCAGCCGUAGCUCUGAGGUCACUGACCCAUCUGUGCCCAGAGAGCUGCCCAGACCGGACCUGUCUCUCGCUGAGGCAUUUAAAUUGUUGUGUAAUGAUGACUGGGAGAAAAAGAUAGAGGGUCUGGCCUUGGUGCGGUCUCUGGCUAUGUUCCAUUCCGAUGUUCUUCUGGAGAGACUUCAUGACCUCAGCGUUGCACUGAUACAAGAGGUGAAGAACUUGCGUUCCAGCGUUUCCCGGGCAGCAAUUGGCUGUUUAGGAGACAUGUUCGUACACCUGAAGAAGAACAUGGACAACGAACUGGACAAUUGUGCACGCGUCCUCCUUUCCAAGGCGGCAGAAUCGAAUCUCUUCAUGCGGGAAGAUGUGGACAAGGCGCUAGAUGCGAUGGUACAGAAUGUGACGCCGGUACGGGCUCUCACCUCCCUCAUAAACGGAGGGCUCAGCCACCUGAACACCGCAGUAAAAAGAUGUACGGCACAACACAUGUGUGAUCUGGUGGAGAGGAUGGGACCGGGGCGGAUUCUGUCCGGAAUAAAGGACAUCACAGACAAGACUCUUCCUGCUAUAACAAAAUGUGCACAGGAUAGUUCUCAGGAAACCAGAUUCUAUGGCCGGAAGAUGCUUCACUAUCUGAUGUCCCAUCCGGACUUUGACAAAAUGCUGGAGAAAUAUGUCCCGAGCAAGGAUUUGCCUUAUAUAAAGGAAAUAAUUAGACAUAUCCAAGUCAAGGGUGUCGGGGAGAUCCAAGAUGCUCCCUCAGCCCGAGGGAGAAGAUCCUACCACGGCAGCGUCGGCAGCCUGAGAGCUUCCUCCGUCUCCCAGAACGCUCACGUUACACUAGAAAGUGCGUCACACAGAGACGACAUCACAGUGAACAGCUAACUCCUGCAAUACACUUGGACGGACAGUCGUGGUAGUGACGCAUCUGGUCAACCAGCGUACGUGGAAAUCCGUCUCUGGCAGUCGGCGUGCAACAUGUUUUCUGGAUAACGAUAAGUCAGCAAGAUCACACUAUUAAAGAGACACUAAUAUUUUUCACAUUCAUCUUAUUUGUUAAAAGAACCGGAAGAGUAUUAAAGGGUAAUUACCUUGUAACGUUUCCUUUUACAACGUGUUGCUGUGAACUGUUCUGUGUCGUGUAGAGAUUUCCAGGCUCCUUCUCCUGUACAAGACGGUAGCCACAAGGCUUAUACAGGUACAUAAUUGGGCUGCUUAUUAUUAUUAUGUGCGUGGUAUUUUAUUUUAUGUCUUCCCACUAAAAGUCACUGACUAGUGGUGAACGUGGCUAAAGCGAAUACGCUGUACGGGGGAAAUGUGUUCUUUGUCUAGGGACCGUUCACGCGGUUUAUGUGGAUUUGUGCCUUUCAUGUAAUUACAUAGAAAAUACAUUUACAGCAAAAUAACUUUUGUUCACUCUUUUGAAAAUAAUAGUAUAAAUGGCGUCAUUAUCUUUUGCCUCCUUUCCACAAAGCGGCAGCACCAGGAAGCUACGUUUUGAUUUCACAUUACCGCAGUGCAACAUCUGCCGCAUUUGUCGCCUCGUUUGUGGUGGAAACAAAAGAAAAAAACAUGUGAAACAAAUGCGUAGCAUGAUGGUGGCACUGGCUAAUAUUUGUGCCCGUAGCGUGUUGCCUGGCAGUGACCUCAGGGACCCUAUCUGCAGCAUUGGUACAAUAUUGGGCAACAGAUCAUCAUGAUGACUUAAGUCUCUGCAGUUUUAGAAGUCCCCAUGGCCACUGCUUGCUGUAUUUGUGGCACCCUGAUGACGUGAUCCCUUGGAUGUUUUACCAGGCAACGCGCCGCAAUUAGAAAUUCGUAAAUUCCUUGCGGCAAAUUCCUGUGGGUUACACAGUAUUGGACUCAUUGUAUCAGCAGAUAUCUGAUCUGUUGUAACUUCUAAACUGCUGGACCUUAUUUCCAUGCCAUACGGGAAACAUUGUAACUACCUGUAGAGAUCUCCUGGCGUAUGUAACAAGCUGCUUUUUAUUUAUUUUUUCAAUAGGAAUGAAUAUCUGCUUUAAAACUGUUUCUACAAAGUAUCGAUAGGUGACGCUCGUCACCCUUUUAUGAUUGGAACAUAUUUAUGAUUCUUUAUUUUGGUUUGAACCAAUAUAGCUGGAAAGAAUCCCCGCUGUAGACUUCCCUAUUCCUUACAAUCAAAACAAAAAAAACCCUCCUGACCGACUCCACGCUCUUCGUCGGUGACCGUCGGCACAGUCUUCAUUAACAGUUUAGCAAGUUCCAAUAUCCAUACUAAGACGGGGGAACCUUCCACUGCAUACAGCAAAGGAAUACCUCCCAAGCCCCACAAAUUGGAACACAGGUCCCAUAAAAUAGAGACUGACCCACAGAAAUGGCAGCAGCUGUGAUGUACAAGUCUCACGAUCUCCGAUGACGGUCAGGCCAUAUUGGCUCAUAUUGGAAUUAAUUCUUUUUAUAACUUGCUAUUCUGGAGUCAUGUCACAUCAGGAGAUACAAGGAGAGCAGACCAUAAAAUGUAUCGCACACAUAUAUAUAAUUCCGUCUCCUUACAGAGUUUAUUACAUAUCAUUUAUUAAGAGGUUCGGCGUAAACGAAUGUACAGAAAGCCUUAUUCUUCUUUGCAGUGUUGUGUAUGGCUAUAUGUGUCUCCGUACGAGUAUUGGAUGCUAUUUGGAAAUUGUGACAUCCCGAUUUCCUUGUCUACAUUGUAUAUUGCAACUAUCAGAGGCAUUUUCACAUCUAUACUUAUCAAAUGUUUGGAGUGAAACUAAAAAAAUAUUAUUUUUCCAUGUUGUGACUUUUGCUGCGUAUUUUAUAUUUAUUUUUUUACAUUGUUUUUUCCCCCCUCUGUGUCGAAUUUCAUGUGACACGGUUCAUUAUAUGUGAAAAUUACACUCAAUGUAUGUUUUACCUAUAUAUUUUUAAUGAUCUAUAUUAAUAAAGAAUAUUUUUGGAA
Molecule: messenger RNA, 6257 nt
Organism: Pseudophryne corroboree (corroboree frog)
Lineage: Eukaryota; Metazoa; Chordata; Amphibia; Anura; Myobatrachidae
Product: TOG array regulator of axonemal microtubules protein 1-like
Exons: 19
Coding region: 722-4201 (1159 amino acids)
Biological process (GO): microtubule cytoskeleton organization
Cellular component (GO): cilium; cytoplasmic microtubule
Molecular function (GO): microtubule binding
Source: RefSeq, a predicted model, not a curated record